CAAUUGCUGAAAAUUGUUUUGCGAUUAGUGAGAUUUUUAUUUGUACGUUAUCAGUGCUAUUCUUCCUACAAAUUCUGACAAAAUAUUUUCCACCGACUUUUUAGUGAGUUUUAAACGAUUUAUGCUUACGUAUAAUUCGUACAAUAAAAAUAAUUAAGCGAUCGCCUAUCUAAAAAUCAAAGCCAACGCGAAAGCUUAUCAAUUACGAGCAUGCUCUUGGUUCGAAGGAACGGAAUACGCCUAGAAAUUCCUCGACACCCUUCGCAUAUACAUAAUCUUACGAUCUGAAACGUCGUGCGAUAAAAUCGUGUUUCCUUCGAUAGAGGGGUUGAGAAAGAGAGAAGGGAAAGGGCUCGCUUAAGGUUCAGCCAGCACGGAAGAAACGUCGAUAUCUCGCGAAGAUAAGGAAACAAGGAAGGAUAUUAAGCCGCGAACCGGCACGAUUCAAUCUCGAUCGUUGGAGAAACGAACUUAAUCGAGCUCGGGGCACGUUGACAUUGUUACCGCUGUUGCCUUUGCUAUUGCUACUAUUUCUGCUGUUACUCUCUUGCUGAAUUGCGUUAUAAAUUUCAUAUCGGCAGAUAUAAAAGCCUGGCAGGAUCGAUCGGAAGCCGCGUGAAUUUCGUUUCUAGUUGGAGUAUUGGAUUUGUUGCAGGCUGCCGUACGCUCUCCGGUUAUAUGUCCUCGUCUACUACGUCAUCGAUCGAUUUAAUGCGUUUCCGUCCGGAAUUAUUUCGGGAAUAUCAAACGCAACGGCGGUCGUCCGGGAUACAAGAUACGAAUAAAAUACACCGUCUAUAGGUACGUCCAACUCCGAAGAGAGAAAGGAGAGGUGGCUUUGAAAGAAGAAAAGAAGCCUCGAAAAAGAAUCGUUAACGACGCUAGUCGAGAAAGUAUGGGAAGGGUUCGAGUCGAUCUUCUUUUCCGACUUUAAUAAUUUUUCCAUUAAUUACACCCUUCGAUCUCGCCGUGGAACUCGUCAGAUAUUCAUGACUCGCUAUUUUCCAUAGAGGGAGAGAGAGAGAGAGGGAGAGAAAGGACGUUAAUUAACCGACUAUCGAAGACUAAUUCGUGAGCCAAGUGAGAAUAUUGUAGAAAGAAAAUAUAGUAAAGAAUACGUUGCUCGAUGGCUGUGUUUUAUAUUUGAAAAGGGAAGAAAAAGAAAAAUUUUGAGAUAGAUGAUUAAGAGGUAAUACCUUAAUUAAGCGUUGAUCGAGUAUGAAUUUGUUAAGACAUUUUCAAUCUUACACGAGACAUUGUCAAGAUUCUUGAAAAAAGAAAUCGAUAUAUCGAUUCUCGCACGAUUAGCUCGACGUUAAACCAAUUAAUUAGCCAUCGACCGAAGCCAUAUUCCGAAAUCUCUCGAGGAAAAAAAGCAAAAGGAUAGGAACGUAGUGAGUACCUACGUGACUACAUACGAAUGGAAAAAGAAAAGAAAAAGGUUAAAUUUCUCCUGGAAAAAUUGUAGUAAGAGAUGCACCGAGAGAGAGAUGCACAAGAGCAGAUUUCGCUCGCUCUCAUAGAAGAAGAAGAAGAAGAAGAAGAAGAAGAAGAACAAGAAGAAGAACAAGAAGAAGAAGGCAAACGUUUGCGAGCCGACGCAACCCCCUGUGCGUUUUCUACCCUUCAAGCGGAGCACCAUCUAUCCGAGUACACAGUAGUAGUAGUAGUAGUAGUAGUAAUAGUAAUAGUAGUAGUAGUAGUAGUAGUAGUAAUAGUAGUAGUAGUAGUAGUAAUAGUGGUAGAGUAUAAGGAUGAGAAGGAGCUAAAGGGAGAAGAAUGGUUCGCGAUAGUAGCUGACUAGAAAUGCGCAAGCGCGUGCCUCUAACUCUGUGCGCGAGCGCAUUGGCGGCUCGGCUCGGCUCGGCUCGGCGUCGACGUCGACGUCGUUUUGCGAGAAAAUUGAUUCUGCGCGAAAGAGGAAUACCCAGAGAGCGAGAGAGAGAGAGAGAGAUAAAGCAAGAGGGAGAACGAGCCACCGACGAGCCGGGGGUCUUCGCACGCUGACACAGAGACAAACUCGGAGCACGAAAGGACGACACUCUUUCGAGGACGAUCGACGAUCUCACAUCGACAUAUUCUCCCUCUUUUCCUUCGUUCAAGAAAAUCCUCCGAAAGAUCUUUCUAUAUAUAUAUCCUCCCACUCCCUCUCUCUCUCUCUCUCCCUCACACACAAUCUCUUCCUCUUUCUCUCUCUCUCUCUCUCUCUCUCUCUCUCUCUCUCUCUCUCUCUCUCUUAACCAAUCACAUUCAAGUGACUCGAUCGCUAUUAUGUAAGGGGAUGUUACCCUAUCGUCCACCAACGUCGUGUGUUUUCGAGUUCGACGAUAAUCAAAAUCACCAAGAGAGACUGUCUUCUUCUUCGUCCGAGUGUCAAGAAGAUUGAGAAUAAGGAAGUUGAGAGGAUCUCGAGUCUCUCAUUCUCUCUCUCUCUCUCUCUCGCAAACACUCACUUCUCCUCUCGCAACGAUAUGCGAAGAGACACGGUGGACGCGAGACGAGAGCAACGACGACGAUCGAGCAGAUACCGAGAAUAAGAGAAGUGGACGUGAAUGCGGUCUGUGCGACUCUGCCGAGGAUACUCCUCCUUCGAUGGAUCGAAAAAUUCUCAUCCUCGCUCAUAUCUUGGGAAUCUGUUCUGGUCUGCGAGAGGUCCGUGUCCAGAUACCGACGGCCGUAAGGAAAGGAGACACAGCCUUGCUGAAUUGUUGGUAUGAUAUAGAACAAGACCCGUUGUAUGCAGUCAAGUGGUACAAAGGGGGUCGAGAGUUUUAUCGUUACGCUCCGAACGAGAACCCAGUCGUCAAGACAUUUCCCAAUGGGAACUUGACGGUAAAGAAAUCGGAGAGCAACGCGACGCAAGUAGCAUUGACCAAUCUCGAGCUGGAUGCUGCAGGCUUGUACAGCUGCGAGGUAUCCGCGGAUGCACCUUCCUUCCACACGGCCAUGAUUUCGGCCACCAUGAACGUCGUCGAAUUACCCUCUCAAAGGCCUUCGAUACACGGACUAAGGAGGAAAUACCGGAUCGACGAUAGACUUCGUUUGAACUGCACAUCCGGACGUAGCAAGCCGGCGGCCAAUCUCACCUGGUACAUCAACGAUCGACAGCCGAUUCCAUCCCACGUGAAAACGUACAGUCCGUUGGACACGAACGAGUCCGAAUGGCAGGUGUCCCAGAUCGGCCUUCAAUUUCUCGUGUCGCACGACCACUUCGUGAACGGCAAGCUGAAAAUACGUUGCAGCGCCUCGAUAUACGACAUUUAUUGGCAGAGCACGGAAGUGAGCGCCGAGGAGGAUCGCCCAAGGGUUAUACACUAUGAGCCCGCGGCGACUAUAGUUGGUAUCAACUAUCUUCAGCCACCUCCGAAUUUUCAAACCGGCCAGAGGAAGCCCGAUGGUCAAGUCGGCGUGAAAGUACUCGGCUCGUCGGCGAUGGCACUGGGAUCCUCGUCGAGUCUCCGAAUACUUUUGGAAUUGUUCGUGUUUCUCCUAAUUGCCAUUCGUUAACCGUAUGAUAUUAAGCGCGCGCUUUGGAGCUCUUUAUAUAUAAAGAAAAAGAAAAGACAAAAAAAAGAAAGAAAGAAAGAAAAAAAAAAAUAAAAUAUUCGACGUGCUUGUAAAGAGAAACGAGGAUUGUGCUUAGUGGCAACCAUAAUCCGCGACUGUCUCUCCUGUCGUGAGAGAGUGGGGGGCAGGUGCAAAAGAUUCGGGCGCACAUAACGAAAUCUCUGGACACGUCGGAAAGGCCUAAAAAAGAAUAGAAGAAGGAUGAAAAUGAAGAUUAUGAAAUCGCCGUCCUCGGCAAAGACGUAGAAAAAGAGAUAUCUUCUGAAAUUGAUUGAUUCGAUCGACGAACGUCCGAAGAUGGUGCUGCGGCUUUUUUUGGUUCGUCGAAUUCUCGAAACGAGAAGACAACUGAAAGAGCAAAGAGGAAAAAGUAUAUAGAAAGGGAAAAGAGAUAAAAGAGAAAAAGAAAAAAAGAAAGAAAAAGACAUAAUGAAACAAUGUAUUUUAUUAGACUCCGUACUUGCUUCCUUUCGGUGAGAUCCAAAAACGUAUGUCUCCGCGAAUACGUAGGUGUAGUUUUGCGUGAUCGUUAACGCCGCGGUCGUAUGUGAAAUCGAUAUAGUUUUUUUUCGUACUUUUAUAAAACUACAAAAAGAGGGACUAUAACUUAUUAAAAUUAGCGUGGCUCUAUGCAUACGUAUACAUAUACAUGUAUCGGUACGUAUAUGUGUGUGUGUAUAUAGCUAUGUACGUAUACAACAUAUAUUAUAUACAUAUAACGACACACAACGUUCACACUCGAGCAUUCACGUAUACAAUGUACUCUUUCUCCGUACGAUUAUCUCGAUGGUAUGCGAAAGGGAAGAAGUGGCAAAAAUAAAUAAAAAAGAGAAACAAGUAUGAAAGAAGAGGCACGUAAUUAAUCGCUUAACACCGUGUGCGACGUAAGAUUGUACCUGAAGCGGAUGUUCGACGGAAAUAUUUUUGUGUUUUCUGUGACGAAUUUAGCGAACUAAGUAUUCUCUUAAAAAACGCUUGUCGAUAUGAUAAAAAUUACGAGCAACGUCGAUGAAGAACCAAGAGAGAGAGAGAGAGAGAGAGAGAGAGAGAGAGAGAGAGAGAGAGAGAGAGGCCGAGGAGGAAAGGAAAAAGGAGAAAAAAAGUUCAAACUGGCUUUUCGUACAUUCCGCACGACAUGGACGGCUUCGACGUUUGAUAAACUCUUCCGUUCAUUCCGAACGAAGCAACUUUCGCGUUUCGUUUCAAUUUCAAACGUCCUCACGUACUCGUACGUAUACGAUUAUUAUUAUUAGCAUUAAUAUAUUAUUAUUGUCAUUAUCGUUGAGUUACGAUAGAAAUGAACGUUAUUUCGCGUUCGGUUCGCGUCCUUUAAAUUGGCCGGCAUUGUCGCCCGAUUCGAUUCCUCUGCACUCUCAGAUUGAAAUAUUCUAACUUUAACAAUGGCGAUUCAGUAACGAUGUUACGAUGUUAACGUAUUAUCAAACUAUUUUUAAUUAUUAUUAUUAUAUAGGCGUUCACGCGUUAAAGGAACGAAAAUAUAAUAAGAUGAGGGGAAGGAGAAGAGAUGAAGGAUCGACGACCGCUUUCGAGUAAAUCGACGACGAGUAAAAGCCGAGGACGAGAGAAGAUCGUUUAAAUUUUUCGAGAAAGAGAGAAAACGUUUCGUGCCGGCUUUGUUUCUAGCAUACGCAUAUAUUUUUUUCAACGACGAAGAUUGCAGCGAAAUUAGCAGGGAAAAGCGACGGAACGAAUGCGAAAGAAGAAAAAUUGACGAAGCGGAAAGGCAAAAAUAAUAAAGGAAAUGAAAGAGAAACUACACGUGUGCCGAUCGCGUACACACACAUACGUUUAAAGACAAACUGAAUAAAAAUGAUUAACGUGAUUAAUAAGGUGAUUGCAACGACUGAAUAUAAUUAAUAUAAUAAUCUUCAAA
Molecule: messenger RNA, 5461 nt
Organism: Vespa crabro (European hornet)
Lineage: Eukaryota; Metazoa; Arthropoda; Insecta; Hymenoptera; Vespidae
Product: cell adhesion molecule 2-like
Exons: 6
Coding region: 2593-3507 (304 amino acids)
Source: RefSeq, a predicted model, not a curated record